AUGCAGAGAGAUUUGCUAUUAAGAAGAGUAUCUAGAGAGGGAAUUACCAAGGAGGAGAGAAAGCAAAUAAACGAUAACAAGAUAAACCCUCCAGAUGAAUAAAAGAAAAUACUUAUUGAGAAAGAUAUUGAGCUAAUGAAAUUAGAAGAUGAGUUCAAAAAUAUCCAACAAGAUCAGCUUGCUAAUAUUCUAAAUAUGUACUCUAAGGAUAAUGAUCAUAGAAUUCAAAAGAAAAGAUAAAAGAUGCUUUAGCUAGUCAAGAAACUAAAAGAAGAAAAAAAAGAUAAAAAGGAAUAAAUUGACCUUCUGGAUAGUAAAAUGAGACUCUAUUACUUAAUCAGAGAAUAUGCCAAAGAAACUUAAGGUGUAGAGUAGCUAGAUAAUUAUACUGAGGAAGUGUUUGAUCUUGGUUUCUUUGAUUAGCUUAGAGCGAAAUAAAGAUAGAAAAAUGAAAACAUUAGAGAUAAAUUUCUAAGAAGAAAAUUAUUAGUCAAGCAUUUUCCUGGAGAUGGAGAUCUAGCUGAGGCAAAUAGUGAUGACAGUAAUUUUAUGGACGAGGAGCUUGAAGAAAAAAUAAAAUUUGGACUUGGAUUCAAAGGCUCAUUAGAUAAUAGAAUACCUGAAGGUAUAAACUAACUACCACUUAUUAAAGUGCUUUAUUAAAAAUAAAAGAAUCUUGAAUAGGAGUUAGAGGAAUAAGAAAUAAAACAAUAGCUUACCAAAGGGAAGAGAACUAGUACUAUGAAAUUGAGAUUUAAAGAGUAGCCUAAUAAGUCAACAAAAGUGAUAGAUUCUAAAUUGAAAUGCAAAUAUUGCUAAGAUAAAGACAAAGGUAUUAAAAAUUUAAAAGGUAAAUGUAUUUGUGAUAAAAAAUAAAAGGAUUAUGAUAAAGUGUAACUAAAUGAAGCAAUGAGGAAAAAAAUAUUUGGGCUAGAUGAUUUAAAAAGAAUGAAUACAAAGACAUUAGAAUAUUUAGAUUCUGAGUUAAAAACACAAUAAGUAUAAAAGUAAAAUUAUGAGCUAGCAUUAAAGAAAAGGAAAAUUCUAAAUACAAAAAAGCCACCAUUAAUUAAGCAACUCUCCAAAAUUUCGGAUGCUCAAACUGAUUUCACAAAUACUCUUUAGCCCAAAAAAUAAAAUCCAAUUAAAAAUGCAUUAAAAAUAAGUCCUAGGAAAAUUGACUCGAAAACCUCUGCAAGAGCUAGUCAAUAAUUAUCUAAUUAAAAAUAGAAAUAAAUCUUGCCUGAAAUAAAAAAAGAAAGAUUAGAACUUAGGAAAAGAUAAGCCAAUGAGAUUUAAACAUAAACUAAUGAUAGCCUAUUUAUAAAUGGACCAAAUAAUAACUUAGCUGGACUAAAAGGAAUACCGAAAAUGAGCAAAGAUGUAAUUAAUGAAAUAAAAAGAUAAGUAAAAGAAGAGUUAAAAUUUGAAUUGUAAUAAUAAGAGAUCGUUGAAGAUGAAUCUGACUAAUUUAGUUAGUAUAAAUCUAGCCCCGUAAAAUUAAUAAGGAGAAAUUCAGUGAGAUUGUCUCCUUUGAGGCUUGAAAAACCUAUAAUAUAAACUCCUGUUCCAGUAUCAAGUGAAUAUAGAAAACCACCUUUACCAAUGCCUUAAAAUCAUCUUAGGGCACAUUCUUAAAACUAACUAGAAUUAAAAUCAAAUUUAUUAAGAAUUAAGCCACUUGAAAGUGAAUUAAGUGCUUCUGUGAGGCCUUUUUCUUAAGAAAAUUAGAAUCAAUAACACAAAAGCUCGUUUGCUGGCUCAACGUAAGCAAACACCAAUAAAAUCUUAAAUUAUGAGGGUAAUUCAUCUAAGAUUCCAUUAUCAAGAGCACAUUUUAAGACCGUAAUUGAACCGAUUCCUGAUGAAGGAGAGCUAAAACUAGAUGAUAAAAAUGAGGAAAAUAAAAGUAGAAAUAUAGAUUAAUAUGUGAAGCAAGUGACUGUGUCAAUUUUCAAUGAAAAAACCGAAGAAAAUGACAAGAUUAAAGAUUAUAUGAAUAGAGGAUAUUUAAAAGAUGAGGAGAAAAUAUUUGAGCUAAAAUUACCCGACAGUCCAACAAAAAUAUAAUCAUCAAGUAAUUCUCCUGAUGACGAAAAUAGAAAGCAUAGACAGAGUGAAUUUAGCUACGAGGGAAAUUCAGUAUUUAAAAAAUCAAUGUAAUAUUGGCAUCAAACAGUUAAGCCAACUAAAUUACCAAAAGUAAGUGCAAGAAAACACUUAGAGCUCGAAUUAUUGGAAUAAAAAAAUCUAGGCACUGUUGUUUUACGUGUGCAGAGAUUUCAUCUCUCUGAUUUAGUAUGA
Messenger RNA from Stylonychia lemnae, 2304 nucleotides. The record is from the annotation of a GenBank genome assembly. Lineage: Eukaryota; Ciliophora; Spirotrichea; Sporadotrichida; Oxytrichidae.